CAAACUAAUAAAGGUCGGCGGAGAAGGCUAUAUACGGACACGUUCGAGCGGCAGAGUUUGCGACAGAUGGGACCCACCACCACUCGCCUCGUCCUCUCUCUCUCUCUCUCUCUCUCUGUCCGCAGGUGAGGCAACGGUCCAUUUUUUGACCGUUGGAGACUCUCCCUUUAAUAAAGGGCCGGUUUAAAUCCAAAAACCAGCAAUCCCUAUCCCCACUACGCGUGCGGCCAAUCUCAUCCGUUCGUUCAGCCCCAUUUCCGUGCCAUAAUCUCCCACUGGAUAUAUAUUUAUUAGUGAUACUUGUUGUAUGUAUUCCCAGCAUUACCCUUUCGUGCCGGUCGUGUUAAAUAUUAUCGAAUAAAAUUCCGACCCUGCGAUCAUUGAUUUGAUUCAUAGAAGCGGCCAACGCAGGGAAAGAACCCGGAAGCUGAGGAGGAUAAAUUAGUAAUUUCAGAAAUCCGGAGUUUCUGUUUGGAGUCUUUGGACUUUGGAGGCUGUGUACAAAUUUUUUUUGGAAUUAAGUUUGAGCGGAUAGAGAUGCAAAUAGAGCAGAGAGAGGCGGGUCACUCGGUCUGUGGAGCGGGGGGCUAGCAGAGCUCUCUGUGAUAACCAACGGCUGAGACCUUUUAGUUAUAGAUCCAACGGUUCCAAACCCCAUCCCGCUUUUUUAUAUCUCCCGGCUCCACCGCUCCUCUUUUUUCCCUCUCCCCCAUUUUCCAGAAGCAUCAUCUCUCAUUAGAGAGAGAGAUCUAGAGAGAGAGAGAGAGAGAGAGAGAGAGAGCAAGGGCGAUGAUGAUGAUGAUGGGGUAUGGGAGGAGGAGUAGGUCGAUCAAGGCUGCGGCGGCUUCGGCGGCGGUGGUGUGGGCGGCGGUGGUGCUCCGUCUAGCGGGGCCGUCGAUCCUGGGGUUCGUGGCCGAUGAUCUCCCUCGAUUGUACGGAUUCGUCCUGGACUGGCUCACCCCGCCGUACCUCUACCUCGUCAUCAACGUCAUCAUCCUCUCCAUCGCCGCCUCCUCCCGCUUCAGCGAUAACCCCCCGGAAUCCGGGCCCCCAACGACCAUCUCCGUCGCCUCUCCGCCCCCGGAAAUCGAUGUCGCGGAGGAGUACGACGCUGGCGAAGUUACGGGAGCGGCUGCGGCGGCGAAGGCCGAAGAGGAGGAGGGGGAGGAGGAGGAGGAGAAGAAGAAAGAGGAGGAGGAGGAGGAGGAGGAGGAGGAGGAAGAGGAGUUCGUGAUAUCGAGGUCGAGCUGGUCGCCUAAGCGGAGGAGGAAGACGACGGAGAUUCCGACGACGGAAUGCUAUUCGAAUUCAAGGGAGGAGAAACCGCUGGUUUCCUCCAGGUUCAGCCGCAGGAAGAGCGCCAGGCCCAGCCCCGACGGGAAGGUGUUGGGGGUGGUCCGGCCGAAGCGGAACGAGACGCUGGAGAGCACGUGGCGGACGAUCACGGAGGGGCGUGCGGUGCCGCUGGCUCGCCACCUCAAGAAGGCAGACACGUGGGACGCGCGCCCCCGCGCAUCCGCCGACGAUCCGGCGGCGGCGGCGGCGAUGCGGAAGUCGGAGACUUUCCAGGAGCGGACGAGGAGGGCGCCGUCCCCGUCCCCGUCCCCGUCGCGGGGGUCGGGGGGGAGGCUGAGGAGGGGGGAGGCCUCGCUGGGGCAGGACGAGCUCAACCGGCGCGUGGAGGCCUUCAUUAACAAGUUCAACGAGGAGAUGCGGCUGCAGCGCCAGGAGUCCUUCAAGCAAUACAUGGACAUGAUCAACAGCAACCGAACCACCAAUUAAUUAAUUAACCGGUUAAUUAAGUAAUAAAUUAAUGAAGCAGAAUGGUGAAACUUGAUCGGAUAUAUUUAGAUAGCACAGCUGCCCUGGGUGAAAGGAGAAAGAUCAUACAUAUACAUGAGGAGAAAGAGUCGAUGUGUGUUAUAUUGUAUAACUACUCCCCUUCUUUGGGACUCGAUCGGAGAAUUUUGGUGUGUUUGGUUUCUUUGGUUGUAAUCUUUUGUUGUUAUGUCGGAUAUUUUUUUUUUCAUUCGUUGAUUUGUUUAGCUUUCCACAACAAGCUUGGAGUAGGGGUGGUCUGUGUUUCAUUCAUGGUUAAUUUGGUCACUAGUUUGGCUUUUUACU
This is a messenger RNA of Ananas comosus (pineapple), 2124 nucleotides long. RefSeq names its product SPARC-like protein 1. The transcript has 2 exons. Lineage: Eukaryota; Viridiplantae; Streptophyta; Magnoliopsida; Poales; Bromeliaceae. Bases 790 to 1782 code for a protein of 330 amino acids. The record is from RefSeq and is a predicted model, not a curated record.